AAAUUCCUCUCUCUCUCUCUCUCUCCAUCUUAGGCCCUCUUCAUUAAUACCCAAGUUUCACUCUUCGCUCGUUUCAUUUGCAGAGCUAGAGAGAGAAUUGAUUUGGCUCACUUGCUCUCAACAAUGCGAGUGUAUAAACUGAAAUCGGUGAUUCGAAAGCUGAGUUGUAGAUAAAGGGGGAAACGAGGGUUUUCUCCCUUUUGUUUUUUUCUGUGAAUUUUUCCUCUGGACCUGGGGCAGUAGAGGAGCCUCAACUAUUUUUUCUGGGUCCGGAGAACUAGGGUUUCGUUUAUCUUUUGAUGCCCGCUUAUGUGUAGAAACCAAGCUGGGGGCGUCUGUUUGUGUUUAAUCUCCGUAUAGUUUUUUUUCAGGGUUUAGAUUCCUCUGUAAAGAAGGUUUUUUUUUUUUAAGUGAUUUUAUCUGAAAUGGACGGGAGGCGGAUCACGGCGAGCCCGAGACCGUGCUGUGGGCGGCGAGUGGUGGCGAAAAAGCGGCCUCGCGGUGGUUUAGAUGGGUUCGUUAACAGCGUGAAGAAGCUGCAGAGAAGGGAAAUUUCAUCUAAGCGUGACCGCUCUUUCAGUAUGAGUGACGCGCAGGAGAGAUUUCGCAAUAUUCUUCUGCAGGAGGAGUAUGACACUCAUGAUCCCAAGGGAUAUGGUCCUUUGUCGUUGCCAUUUCUGAAGAAGAGGUCAAAAAUUAUUGAGAUAGUUGCUGCCCGUGAUAUUGUCUUUGCUCUAGCGCAAUCGGGUGUUUGUGCAGCAUUCAGCCGAGAGUCUAACCAGAGGAUAUGCUUCCUUAAUGUCUGUCCUGAUGAAGUUAUCAGGAGCUUGUUUUACAACAAAAACAAUGACUCGCUCAUAACAGUUUCUGUUUAUGCCUCAGAUAACUUUAGUUCAUUAAAAUGCAGAACCACAAGGAUCGAGUACAUUCGAAGGGGUAAACCCGAUGCUGGAUUCCCGCUGUUUGAGUCUGAGUCUUUGAAGUGGCCUGGAUUUGUGGAGUUUGAUGAUGUGAAUGGGAAGGUUCUGACUUAUUCCGCACAUGAUAGCAUAUACAAGGUGUUUGACCUGAAGAACUACACCAUGCUAUACUCCAUAUCAGAUAAAAACGUUCAAGAGAUUAAGAUCAGCCCAGGUAUCAUGCUAUUGAUUCUUACCAAAGCCCACGGUGGUGUCCCGUUAAAGAUCCUCUCUAUUGAGGACGGUACUGUCUUAAAAUCUUUCAGCCAUCUCCUUCACAAAAAUAAGAAGGUUGAUUUCAUAGAACAAUUCAACGAGAAGCUUCUCGUCAAGCAAGAGAACGAAAAUCUACAGAUUGUCGACGUUCGUAAUACCGAGAUAACGGAAGUUAGCAGGACCGAGUUUAUGACCCCAUCUGCAUUCAUAUUUCUGUACGAGAACCAACUGUUUCUGACGUUCAGAAACCGAACUGUCGCCGUUUGGAAUUUCAGAGGGGAGCUCGUGACCUCGUUCGAGGAUCACCUCCUCUGGCAUCCUGAUUGCAAUACGAACAACAUAUACAUCACCAGCGACCAGGACCUCAUCAUCUCUUACUGCAAGGCAGACUCGGAAGAACCACUUUCUGAUGGACAUGCCGGUUCUAUAAAUAUCAGCAAUAUCCUGACGGGCAAGUGCUUAGCCAAGAUAAAGGCUAGCAAUGGUCUCCCCGCGAACGAAUGCUACUGUAGCUUGGACUGUAGCGGCAAAAACUGCAGCUCGAGAAAGCGUAGCAAAACUUGCGGGGUUCGAAGCACUGUGGCCGAGGCUCUUGAGGAUAUAACCGCACUAUUCUACGAUGAAGACCGUAACGAAAUCUACACUGGGAAUAGACUCGGUCUCGUUCACGUCUGGUCCAACUAAAACGGAACCAAGAUUGGUGCUUUUUCCAAAAUUAUCCGUUCCAGAGUCCCGGAAUUUUCAUGUCUUGUCAAAAGGUUUUAUUGUACCUUUCUUCAGAGUAAUGUUGGAUUGACUUUUCGGGUGUGAUCUUCUUGACUGAGGCGAGGCGGUGGAUUGCUUCGUUUUCUAGAUUUGUUGUGUCGUGUGAAUUGAUGGGCUCUCAUCAGGAGCUGAGUUAGGAAGUGAUUGGUUAAAGACUGCUUGCUUUGCUUGUGGAUGAUCGUUAUAUGGGUGGUUUGUGUAUUUGCUUCAGGCUGUUUGUCUGGUGCAUGUAUGCAUUUUGGUGGUGAAGUGAACGUAAAACCAUUAUUAGUACGUGUAGAAUGAACUUUCGCUUGGUAUAUUUUUUAACAAAAACAAAAUAAGCAUUUUUAUGUUUUUGUUGUACGUGGCAAUAUCUUUUAUUGAUUUUAAG
Molecule: messenger RNA, 2313 nt
Organism: Striga asiatica
Lineage: Eukaryota; Viridiplantae; Streptophyta; Magnoliopsida; Lamiales; Orobanchaceae
Source: the annotation of a GenBank genome assembly